Phalaenopsis equestris is the source of this 2588-nucleotide messenger RNA. Its product is annotated as glycerophosphodiester phosphodiesterase GDPDL3-like. Gene Ontology annotation, molecular function: glycerophosphodiester phosphodiesterase activity. Gene Ontology annotation, biological process: lipid metabolic process. The coding region runs from base 125 to 2395 and encodes 756 amino acids. The transcript is spliced from 9 exons. NCBI's taxonomy places the organism in Eukaryota, Viridiplantae, Streptophyta, Magnoliopsida, Asparagales, Orchidaceae. The record is from RefSeq and is a predicted model, not a curated record.
UACCGAGCUCGGUUAGUGCUCUCCUCGCCUCUGCAACUAUACCUACUCCGCUGCAUUUUCUGGUCGUCUUCAGGGCCCAAGCUCGCGUUCCUGGUGUGAAUCUCUCUGGCUUUGAUUGGAAACGAUGCAGGGGGAGAUAGUUUGGUGGCGAAUCACUUUUCUCUUCGCUGCUUUUCUGGUGUUGCAGUUUCGAACGAGGCUGGUUACUGCUCAAGCAUCGAAUUCGUCGCCAUGGCUGACAUUGCGCGGCGAUGCCCCAUCAGUUGUUGCCAAGGGUGGUUUUUCUGGUCUUUUCCCUGACUCCAGUGAAUAUGCUUACAAGUUUACUGCAUUAACUGGUUCACCCGACACGAUAUCUUGGUGUGAUGUUCAAUUGACAAAGGAUGGUAUCGGUUUGUGCCUACCUAAUAUUAAAUUGGAUAACUGUACAGACAUUUCUCAAUACUUUCCUGAUGGGAAGAAAAGCUAUGUUAUCAAUGGGGUGUCAACAAUGGGAUGGUUUCCUGUGGAUUAUGAUGCUCGUAGCUUAUCAAAUAUUUCUGUGAUUCAAGGAGUUCUAUCUCGAUCUGAUAGAUUUGAUGGUGCCUUGUUCCCUAUUCUUACCCCUCAAGCUGUCGAUGGUAUGGUUAAGCCAUCCGCCCUUUGGCUGAAUAUACAGCAUGAUACUUUCUACAGGGAGCACAACUUGAGUAUGAGGACUUAUGUUCUUUCUCUAUCAAAAAGUGUUCCAGUGUACUACAUUUCAUCACCAGAAGUAGCAUUUCUCAGCAGCAUAGCAUCUCGAUUCAAGAGAACCAAGACAAAGCUUUUCUUUCGCUUUCUUGAUGAGGACAUUCCUGAACCUUCUACAAACCAAACAUAUGGUUCUCUUUUAAAAAAUUUGACAUUCAUUAGAACAUUUGCUUCUGGGAUUCUUAUUCCCAAGCAGUACAUUUGGCCUGUGACAUCUGACCAUUACCUUCAACCUCAUACUUCCAUUGUUUCUGAUGCGCAUAAGGCAGGGCUUGAAGUUUAUGCUUCCAACUUUGCUAAUGAUGCAAUAUUGAGCUAUAAUUACAGCUAUGAUCCGUUAUCUGAGGUUCUUUCAUUUGUUGACAAUGGGGCCUUUUCUGUGGAUGGUGUGCUGACCGACUUUCCGGUAACUGCUUCUGCUGCCUUAGGUUGUUAUUCCCAUUUAAGCAAAAAUAACUCUGGACUUGGAAAUCCUGUCGUCAUCUCUCACAAUGGAGCUAGUGGUGUUUAUGCUGAUUGUACUGAUUUAGCUUAUCAGCAGGCUUUUGAGGAUGGUGCAGAUAUCAUUGAUUGUCCUGUUCAACUGACACAGGACGGAAUUCCAAUUUGCAUGAGUUCUAUAAAUCUUAUGGAUGUUACUGAUGCAGCAACAUCCAAAUUACGUUCUCGUUCUUCUGUAGUCCCAGAUAUUCAGAGCACUCCCGGAAUUUUUACAUUCAACCUUACCUGGGAAGAGAUCCAGCAGGAUCUGAAACCUGCAAUAUCAAACCCAGAAGUGAAGUAUGGAUUAACACGAAAUCCACGAAAUAAAAAUUCUGGAAGUUUCAUGAAGUUAUCAGACUUUUUGACAUUUGCAAAAAGUAGGGCGCUAGCUGGAAUCUUGAUCGGGGUUGAGCAUGCAGCAUUUUACGCAGAGGACAUAGGCUACAGCGUAAUUGAUGCUGUUAUUGGGGCCUUGAAAGAUGCAGGAUACAACAAUCAAACCACUCAACAGGUUAUGAUUCAGUCCGCAAAUAGCUCUGUUCUAGUCAAAUUUAAGCAGCAAACAAAUUACAAACUCGUCUACAAGCUCGAUGAAUCUGUCAGCGAUGUAGAUAAAUCAUCAUUAUCAGAUAUUAAAGGCUUCGCUACUGCUGUUGUGAUCGGAAAGCAAUCCGUUUAUCCGACAAGCCAGCUUUUCAUUACCGGCCAGACCGAUAUGGUGAAGACAUUACAAUCUGCUGGCCUUGCUGUCUAUGUAUAUUUAUUCAGAAAUGAGUUUGUGUAUCAACCCUGGGAUUUCUUCUCAGACCCAAAUGUUGAGAUUAAUUCAUACGUUCAGUUCAUUGGGGUUGACGGUCUCAUCACCGACUACCCAGGAACUGCUACAAGAUACAGGAGAAAUUCCUGCUUAAAGCUUGGUGAUAAGAAGCCGAACUACAUGCAGCCUGUAAGUGGUGGUCAGCUUCUGCAAUAUGUCGUCGCCUUGCCGCCGGCUUUGUCGCCAAUGCCAAUCCUUGAUUCAGCAGAUGUUAUUGAGCCUCCGCUUCCUGCAGUCUCGACGAGACCUUCAAGCACAGGGGGCUCUGCUUUGCCACCUGCAGCUCCGUCAGGUGCAUCGCGGAGUCUAAUCAACUCUAGCUGCAUCUUUCUUCUCAUGCUUCUAGUACUUGUCCUAUAUUAAGAUGAUUUUUAGUAAGCUGAUUAACUGGGUUUGGUUUUGUGUUGUAAUCUUAUGAUUCUUUUUCUGUUUCUAACAUCAUCUGUGUGUGUUAUUCUGUGAUAAGUCAGUGGUGUCCAUCCUUCAUUCCAUCUCCAUUUUAAGAUAUUGUAAAACCUUCUUUAGUAUAUAGUAGCUACCAUUGGUUGCCAUUUCA